GUACCUGAACUGCAUCAACACAAUAUUUCGCCAAGUGGUAUAGUUCUGGGUGGCAAUUUAAGCUUAACUGACGCAAUGACAGUAUUUCAAGAGGCUGCUAAAUGCAAUGGUUUCGAGUAUUGUCAACAACUUUGGAACCACUUCGACUUAAUUGCAAAUGUACCUGUGCGCAAUAUGGGCACCUUAGCCGGCAAUUUAAUGAUAAAAUACUACCGCAAAGAUUUCCCCUCUGACGUUUUCAUUGUUUUUGAGGCAUUAAAUGCUAAAAUAUCGCUUCUCGAGAGCGCCAAAAAAGAGAAGACGGUGACAAUUGCAGAGUUUCUGAAAACUUCGAUGCGCGGUAAAGUCAUAAGAGCAAUCAUUCUUCCGCCAUAUUCACGCGCGCAAUACAUCUUUGAUUCCUACAAGAUUAUGAUUAGGGCACAAAACGCGCACGCCUACGUGAAUGCCGCUUUCCUCAUAAAUACCGAAAAGCCCAGCCAUAAAGUCAAAUCGGCGCGGCUAUGUUUUGGUGGUAUAAAUCCUGAUUUCGUUCAUGCAACAGAACUGGAAAAGAUACUAGCUGGUAAACAAUUACAUGAUCCUGAACUUGUUGCAAAGUUGUUUUCGAUAGCUGGGCAGCACUUCGUUGCCGAUGCAGUUUUGCCAGACGCAUCUCCUGAAUAUAGGCAAAAAUUAGCUUGUGGCCUUAUUUUUAAAUUUCUUUUGCGGCAUGCACCGUCUAGCGCAAUUCCAGAAAAGCUGCGCAGUGGAGCAGAGAUUCUUAAGCGACCAAUAUCUUCGGGUAAACAAGUGUACGAAAGUGUGAAGGCAGAGUUUCCUGUUCACCAGCCGACAGUAAAAUACGAAGGUGUGAUGCAGACUGCUGGGGAAGCCACCUAUUCAAAUGACGUUCCCGUACAGCCGAAUCAAUUGUGGGCUGCCUUUGUUACAGCCAAGAAAGUCGGCGCUAUAGUAACACAUAUAGAUACCUCUAAAGCACUGAAAUUGCCUGGAGUUGUAGCCUUCUUUUCUGCUAAAGACAUACCUGGAAAAAAUACAAUUUGUGGCAGUGAACAAUUUGUCUUUACCGAGAACGAGGAGCUAUUUCCAAGUGGUGCUAUUAAAUUUUAUGAUCAACCAAUCGGUGUUAUAGUAGCCGAGUCUAAUACCAUUGCCAAUCAUGCUGCUGGGCUGGUGGAGCUCACUUAUGCCGGCGGUGCCAACGAAGUUUUACCCACGCUCCAUGAUGUUUUGGACAGCGCCUGCGCGGAUAGAAUUGAUCAUACCGUCAAGUCCCUAAUCGAGACAUUAAAAAUUGAAGAAAAAUACGAUGUCCAUGGGUCUGGAAAAUUAGAUUUGGGCUUGCAGUAUCAUUACUUCAUGGAACCACACAGCACCGUGGUAAUUCCGUUCGAAGGUGGGCUGGAAGUAUAUGCGGCGGCUCAGUGGAUGGACUUGGUUCAGGGCGUUCUGUCUGAAUUGCUUAAUAUAAAAGUUAAUGAGAUUCAAGUUAAAGUACGGCGACUGGGUGGCGGAUAUGGUGGUAAGGGAACCCGCAACGUUCCAGCUUCUUGUGCUGCCGCAUUGGCUGCCUUCAAGCUUAACCGUCCGGUGCGUUUCGUACAAUCUAUAGAGUCGACGAUGAAUGUUCUUGGAAAACGUUGGGCUUUCCAUUCAGAUUAUGAUUUCUACGUUAAAAAUACAGGCAAAAUAGUGGCACUGCGUAAUAUAUUCUACGAAGAUGCCGGUUGCUCAGCCAAUGAAUCUCCUCUGGGACACACUGUCUUGCUGGGUAAAAAUUGCUAUGAAUUCAGUGAUAACUACAAGUUGGAUGGCUAUAUGGUGUUCACCGAUUCGCCUAGUAAUACAGCGUGCCGUGCACCUGGCUCUGUGGAAGGAAUUGCCAUGAUUGAAAAUAUACUCGAGCAUAUUUCCUUCGAGACGGGAUUGGAUCCCGUAGACGCUCGCAUUGCCAACCUAAUUUCGGGUCAUAAAAUGUGCCAAGUUUUGUCAUACUUUGUAGAAAGAACGGAUUACAGAGCCCGAAAGCAGGCGGUAAAAAGUUUUAAUGAAAAUAAUCGCUGGCGUAAGAAGGGUCUCGGCAUCGCUAUAAUGGAGUACCAUAUCGGUUACUUUGGCCAAUUUCCGGCCACUGUGGCAAUUUAUCACACCGAUGGCACUGUGAUUAUUUCACAUGGUGGUGUUGAAAUGGGUCAAGGUAUGAAUACCAAGAUCGCUCAAUUAGCGUCUUUUGAGCUGGGUAUACCAAUGAAUAUGGUGCGAUUCGAAAACAGUAAUACUGUCAACGGUGCAAACAGCAUGGUAACUGGCGGCUCAAUCGGUAGCGAAACAAUUUGUUUUGCCGUACGCAAGUGUUGCAAUACAAUCAAAGAACGACUGAAGCCAGUGCGCGAAUCCCUGAAAAACCCCACAUGGCUAGACGUCAUACAGUCAGCUCAUAGUCAACAUAUUAGUCUGAUUGCAAACGAUAAUUGUAAGCCGGACGACAUGGAUCCCUACACUAUUUGUGCCCUGGGCCUAAUUGAGGUUGAGGUUGACAUACUCACGGGCAAUUAUCAGUUACCACGGGUGGAUAUAUUGGAGGAUGCUGGCGAGAGUUUGAAUCCAAAUGUGGAUAUAGGACAAAUUGAGGGUGCCUUUAUGAUGGGCCUCGGCUAUUGGACUUCGGAGGAGAUAAUUGUCGAUAGAAAUACGGGAGAGAUGAAGACAAAUCGUACAUGGAACUACAAGCCACCUGGCGCUAAAGAUAUACCGAUCGAUUUCCGUAUUGAAAUGUUGCCAGGUAGUCCAAAUCCGGCUGGAUUUAUGCGUUCCAAGGCGACGGGUGAGCCGGCGAUAUGUUUGCCAAUAGCAGUAGGCUUUGCUUUACAAGAGGCUUUACAAUCCGCACGUUCGGAUGCUGGGUUGGCAAAAGAAUGGAUUCCGCUGACGGCGCCAAUGACUCCCGAAAGAGUUUUGCUAAAGUCAGGCACUGAUCCCAGCAUGUUCCAGUUGAAGUGAAGAUAAGCGUUCAAAUAUUUGCACGUAUUUAUUAUAAGAAUGUUGAUAAAGCGUUUUUGGAUUAGAAUAAGCAAAGUUUCCAAGUAAAAUUUUUAUUUGUUGUAAUCAAACUUAACGAUCAAAGAGUUAUGUACAAACCUUUUUACCAAUUGGAACUGAUCUCAAGUCAAAAUUGAUCAAAUAUACUUGUGAUUGUACAUAUGUAUGUACAUGUUGCAUGCCAUACUAAAGUUUGUUGCAGCUCUUUGAUAUAAUUUUUAUUAGAAUAUCUGUCAAAAAAGCUGCUACUAACUUUUAAAUCGACUUUAUUUCGACUAUGAGCUAUAAUUUGGCUAUUUUUUAAGAAGAAAAAAUUCUAAGUAAAUAUUGUACAUUGAAAUCCAUUAAACAAUAAUAAAAAUACUUUUUUUAUUACUUAAUGUCUGUCGAUUCCGGCGAGAAAUUUUGUCAACAUAUUCUGACAA
Rhagoletis pomonella (apple maggot) is the source of this 3467-nucleotide messenger RNA. Its product is annotated as xanthine dehydrogenase-like. The transcript has 5 exons. The record is from RefSeq and is a predicted model, not a curated record. Lineage: Eukaryota; Metazoa; Arthropoda; Insecta; Diptera; Tephritidae. The annotation marks the transcript as partial. Gene Ontology annotation, molecular function: iron ion binding; oxidoreductase activity; FAD binding.